Molecule: messenger RNA, 862 nt
Organism: Saprolegnia parasitica CBS 223.65
Lineage: Eukaryota; Oomycota; Saprolegniomycetes; Saprolegniales; Saprolegniaceae
Exons: 4
Coding region: 19-750 (243 amino acids)
Source: RefSeq, a predicted model, not a curated record
CUAAGAUCUUGAAGCGGCAUGGCGCCGGGGGCCGAGGAAGCGCAGCACUUUGCCGGUCCGUUCCUGCUGCUGGAGCGUCCGCUGCUCGACGGUCGGUGCGUGUACUGCAGCGCGCCGACGACGGCAGCAAACUGCGCCGUGUGCAGUCGUCCAGUCGACGUUCCCUGGCUCACGACGGCGUCGGUGACGAUCCGCUUGGGCUCGCGCCUUCAGCUGUCGACGCCGCCAACGCCGCUCGAGGGAGUCGUCGUGGCGGUUGAUGUUUAUGCCAAGUACAUCGAGCUGCUGACGGGCGUCCAAAGCCAGCCCCUUGUGCAGUGGAAGCUCCAGCGGCUGCGCGCGUCCGUCUUGCCCAGUGUCGAGGUGCUGUCUCCCGAGAGCCCGUGGCACGCGAUCCUCGAUAGCUACGGCUUUUGCGGCGACUGCCGGUCGCCAUACCGCAUCGGCAAUGCGGGCCAGCUCCGCGAUUCGAGCGCUGAGCACAGCGUACGCGCCAACGUGGCCAAGAAGGAGCGACUGCGCUUCUAUGAAGCGCAGAGGCAGGCGCUUCUUGAGCGCAAGGCGGCGGCGCGCGCGGCCCACGCGCCGUCCCGGACACUCGUCGAGCUUUCGGCCAAGCUCCGUGACGAAGCGAUCAACAUCCUACGCGCCAAGCGAGACCUCGAGCCGGUCCAAGUGGCAUGUCCUCACUGCGGCUGGACACCGCUACCAAGCGCAGGGCCACGCCCAGGAGCUGCCACCCACGGGUGACAGAGCGCACGUUGGCAUUGACUUGGUGUCUUCACCCGGCCACCACUCCUAGUCCUCGCUUGCUACAAGAAACUCAUGGUUAUAUUACUGACGAUAUUGUACUGCAGUGUGG